Molecule: messenger RNA, 970 nt
Organism: Lindgomyces ingoldianus
Lineage: Eukaryota; Fungi; Ascomycota; Dothideomycetes; Pleosporales; Lindgomycetaceae
Exons: 3
Coding region: 12-821 (269 amino acids)
Source: RefSeq, a predicted model, not a curated record
CAACCACAACCAUGGAUCUUGUACAGACUGUCCGCAAAGAAGGCAGCCGCGGAGGCCGCGCCGAAUUCAAAUGGGAAGACGUCAAGACGGAUGCCCAGCGCGAGAACUAUCUCGGCCACUCUUUGAUGGCCCCUGUCGGCCGCUGGCAAAACGGUCGUGAUCUUAACUGGUAUGCGAGAGGUGACGACCCAGACCCGCAGUCCGCUGCCGAAAAGCUCGCACAAGAGAAACGCCGCAUAAAAGAGGCUGAAGAAGAUGCCAUGUUGGCAGCCAUGGGCCUUCCGGUUCCAACACGCGGAGUACCUGACGCGAAUCUGACGCCGUUGGGGAAGAAGGCAAGCGAUGCCGAUGUCGAACGCGCUAUGGCUGAGAUUGCUGCCGAAGACGGGCCUGAGGAGCGCGCGAAAGGCGUCGGCUAUAAUGGAUACAGCGGCAGGGCUGGUGCAGUCCCUGGGGGAGAAGGCGAUGUUUUAGAAGGUCAAGCAUGGCGUGAUCCAGAUCGAAGCAAGCGUGAACGAAGCCGCGACCGCAGAGACCGACACAGCGACCGAAACAGAGGCCACAAAAAGCGGAGGCCAUCUAGAAGCAGGUCAAGAGAACGCUAUGACAGGCGGAGAGACCGCUCAAGAUCCAGAGAGAAGCGGAGGCAUCGAGACCAUGACAGACAUGGGUACCGCUCAAGAAGCCGCGACCGCCGGCAAAGAGACGAAGAUCGCCAUCCCAGACGGUACGCUGACGAUGAGCGACCACAGUCGAAAGAGCAGCUCCAACGACGGCGGAGCAGGUCUCCCGACAAUGAGUAUCGUAAAAGACGGUAUUGACGCAAACCAGAGGCCGUCAGCCCCUCUCUGCCAUUGAUUGUAUCCCUAGGCUUCCUUCUUUGCUCAAGGAUCAUCUAAUUGCGGGAUUAACUACUUAGUGCAAAAUGUGUAGUGAAACAACGUCGAGGAAUUUGGUCCGUGAAUGGAAA